Puccinia graminis f. sp. tritici CRL 75-36-700-3 is the source of this 1553-nucleotide messenger RNA. RefSeq lists its product as uncharacterized. The record is from RefSeq and is a predicted model, not a curated record. NCBI's taxonomy places the organism in Eukaryota, Fungi, Basidiomycota, Pucciniomycetes, Pucciniales, Pucciniaceae. The transcript has 7 exons. Bases 1 to 1218 code for a protein of 405 amino acids.
AUGACCAAUUUUUCAUUUAUCCCAGCUGUCGCUUUCCUCUGCGAUGUCAUCGUCUUGACGGCGUUGUGUGGCCCUUCCUUGCCUCUGUCAAGUGCUCCUACACCAGUUGUGUCGGAUUUCAACACUCCCAUGGACCUUCCAGUAGAAGCCUUCUUCAGUAGGACGAAGACACCAAAUGACGAGCCUUGUCGCCUGCCAACUGGAAAAACUUCGAAAUUAAAAUCAAACAAGUCAAAUCACUCGCCAUCAAAAGAACCUGGGGAAGCUCUCAGCCAAUCUGGGGGUGAUUUUGGAAUGAAAUAUUCGACUACAGAGCUUCCGGAGCUGCCCAAUCUACAUUCUUCGCCUCAGCCCAGAACAAAUCCUCGACCUCAAUCAGUUAGACUUCCUGAUGUAAUCAAACCUCCAGCACAAGCACCUCAUUUUCCUUCUGCAAAGCCCAGGAAUAGGGAUAAGGUUAAAGAUGCUAUUCGUAAUAACUGGUCAUACUAUUUCAAAAAGCUCUCCAGGAAACUCCUAUCCAUGAUUACGACAAAUGCUGCAGCCGGAAACAGAUGGAAGAUAAUCAAUGUGGAUUUUAUAGCCAACAUCACAUCGAUUGAUAUGCCCAAUAAUCUCACGUCACCUGCAGCAAUCUUUCAGGGUAUCAUGAAUAGCCCUGGAGAGGGUGGAGGGGAUAUGACAAGACUUCUCGAUCAAAUCGUUUCCUUAGCGCCGAUAGGUCCUCUAGUUCACCGAACCGAAGUGGAUCUCGACUUCAACCUAGAACAAGUCGUCCAGCUUUACUUUAUUUCACCUCGUGAAAGCACGACCCGUUUGUCUUCUGUAGGCCCUGGAGCGAUCCCACGGGUUACUGCAAGUUCGGAUCAAAACGGCAAUCCGAGAAGUCUAAAGGGCACGAUAGAUCCACUCAAAGACUAUCUGGUUGACCGUGCUCCGAUAAAAACAAAAUCGCGUAUCCGAGAAAGCUUGAAAGGACAAUCCGCAGAAUUUCAAUCAUCACAAAGUCCUGGAAUUUUUAAGGAAGCCUUCAGCUUUUGGCUUUCAGCUACUUUGCAUCAAAUUCAUCCGUUUGAGAAUAGGUCUUGGUUAUCAUUAUGCCCAUCCAAGCUAGGUAAACAAAAUUCAAGAAUUCUGACUCCUUGUGUAGUGAUUUUUACAAGUACCAAAAAAGACCACAUUCAGUCAAUCAUCACUUAUGAUCUUCCUUUGCUAUGAAUCUGAGGCCUUUGAAGGUAUCAACAACCUCUUGAUGAAAAUCCAAUCAUUCGGGACCUGGACUACCGUGGUGAAGCAUUUGGACUUGACUUCAUUUGGCAAUCUGGGCCUCCUUGACUAUACUAAAUACAACAUGUUUAAUUUUGAUUCAUUUCAAAUAUUUCAUAGUUUUUCAUCUCCUGAGCUUUUCAAAUAUACCAACUCCCAACUUAUUUAUAUUUCUCUGAAUGUCCUAGAAUAAUUCUUUUCUUCUUUCUGUGCAUCUUUGUGGUUUUAGAGUGAUGAUUUUUCUACAGACAUUUUGGAAUGAUUAAGCAAAAAUGGAACACAAAUAA